Canariomyces notabilis is the source of this 870-nucleotide messenger RNA. RefSeq lists its product as uncharacterized. The transcript has a single exon. The coding region runs from base 1 to 870 and encodes 289 amino acids. The record is from RefSeq and is a predicted model, not a curated record. Lineage: Eukaryota; Fungi; Ascomycota; Sordariomycetes; Sordariales; Chaetomiaceae.
AUGUCUGACUUUGCAGGCUGGGCGUAUCCACAUCUAAUUUUCCUUUAUUCGCGAGAUCAUACGGUAGUCACCGCCCAGGCAUGCAACAAGUCACUGCUCUGGGAAGCGAAGGAUCGCUACCUUGCAACCCAGAGUACCGGCAAUCUGACCUGGCUUCGGCCACUGCUGUCCGCCAACGCCACGUACCUUGAGAAUGGCGAGGCCGUAGCCGACUGGGCGUCCAACAGCACGCUGACUGCCAGUCCGCUUCGCAUCGAUCAUACCUCCAGCGUAUUCGACCUGACCCAGUGUGCCUUCUUCACGGAUCUGGUAUCCACGAACUCGUCCAUGCCUCGCGUUAUUGGCGCUCAAAUCUGGCUCGCCGGCGGCAAAAUCACAAAGCUGGACCGCAUCGUUACGUCGCCGGGUGACUGGCUCUUCAACGCAACGGGGACCCUCCACUACGCGCUGGGAGAGGAUUGGGGCGAGAUACCGGCCGACAAGCGCGACAGCCGGGAGACUAUCAAGGCCGCAGCCGGCGCAUACCUUGACGUGUUCAAAAACGCGAGCGUGGCGGUUCCUUGGGGCACGCCAUGCGCCCGGCUCGAGGGUGGAGCGUACACGGGACGCGGCCUGCCGACCGACAGCUGCAACGUCGGCGUGAUACAGUCGUACGACAUGCCCAACAGGCGUUACGUUAUUGACGAGACGGUUGGGGUGGCCAGUUUGUUGCUGGAGUUUGGGAGUAUUGGGAAUGCUCCGGACUGCCACAAGUUCAGGGUCGAGAGCGAGAAGCUGAGGUUCAUCCACACCAUGACCUACUGCGAGAAAAAGCCGAACUGCGGAUAUACUAUGCCAGGGCCGGCUCAAAGACCUUCGGGUCGAGCCUAA